UUUCACCUCUCGAGAUCUCUGUCCCACUUCACUCACUACUUUCGCUUCCCGUUCCACACACGCAAGCCACGACUGCACCACUCCCGUCAAGACCAUGGACGCGCACAAGGGGUCUCGUACAGUCUUGGCCCUCCAGAUCGUCGCUCUGAUACUCAUACACGGAGUGGUAGGCGCUGCGGCGUACCGUCAAUUCGCCAAAGGGGCUCGUGCCCGAAACAACACGAUUGCCCUCUCGUUCUCUGCUAAGUCCAUCAUCAUCAUCUUCUAUGAGUUACUCACGGAGCACGUCCGGGCUCUUCAGCGUUGGAGGAGCCUGAAAGCGUACAUGAUUCUCUCUUGCAUGGAAGUCGUCUUCUGGAUUGCUGUGCCCGUCCUCAUGGUGAUGGCGUGGGUUAAGGACCACUGGAAAGGCACCACGGCCAUCCUAGGAGGAGUAAUCGUCGGCCUCGGCUCUGUCAUAGCGUGAGUACAACGACAAGAGACCGAGGGUCUUCUUGGAAGAGGCUAUCGACCAAAAGCGUGACACCGUCUCUUACCCCCCGCCUACUCCUACAGCCUUCUGUACGUCGCCUUGGCGUUCAUCAACAUUCGAAGGUGGAGAAAUCACAAGAACGCUUCUGCCCAUGCAAUGCCGUUGCGAGGUAUGGCAUCUCCCGACCAGGAGAAGUGAACGUCAUCGGCCACACGCUCGCGCGUGCUGCAAGGUUCGUCUAAUCAUCGCAUACCACUUUUCCU
Molecule: messenger RNA, 735 nt
Organism: Microstroma glucosiphilum
Lineage: Eukaryota; Fungi; Basidiomycota; Exobasidiomycetes; Microstromatales; Microstromataceae
Exons: 1
Coding region: 95-466 (123 amino acids)
Source: RefSeq, a predicted model, not a curated record